Cryptotermes secundus is the source of this 977-nucleotide messenger RNA. Its product is annotated as dual specificity protein phosphatase 23-like. The record is from RefSeq and is a predicted model, not a curated record. Lineage: Eukaryota; Metazoa; Arthropoda; Insecta; Blattodea; Kalotermitidae. The transcript is spliced from 3 exons. The coding region runs from base 392 to 964 and encodes 190 amino acids.
AAGGUAAAAUGCAUGGUUCGUGUUGGUUAGGUGUGGGGCUCUUUACUUUUUUAGUUUAAUUCACUUCAGAAUUAGGAAUUCAGAUAUCUUUAGAGCUCUAGAGUAGCGUUAAUAAUCCGAACUCCUAUUAACAUCAGAUGUUUUUUAAGGAAUACAUAAAUGGUGACGUAAUUCAUAUAUAGUGCAAUGCUAGUAUAACGUUUGUAUUAAUUAAGAACUGUCGGAAAUUAAAAAAAAAAAAUAUAUAUAUAAAUUUUAUAGCAGUAUUAUCACCAUUUGUGUUCCUCAAGUGUCACUUGAUGAUAGUAUAAGUGGGCCGAAACAUGUGAAUUGCUUAAUAAAAACAUUGAUUUGUGUGAGGGUUUUCCCGUAGUUUUGUAGUAAGCACCACAUGCAGGAAGCAAUCGUGCAAGCUUCAUCCGUCAGUGGUAUCAGCAGCAGGUGGGUAAGGGUUUUCCCCAAGUUUUGUAGUAAGCACCACAUGCAGGAAGGAAUCGUGCAAGCUUCAUCCGUCAGUGCUAUCAGCAGCAGUUUUACCUUAUGUAGGAUGGCAGGUGCUGGGAUGUCGCAUAACCACAAAUGGCAGGAAGAGGGUGUAUAUCCACCGAACAACUUUUCCUGGAUUGUUAAAGAAGAGCUGGCCGCUAUGGCGUGGCCUCGAAUGCCAUCAAAUCUUAGAUUUCUUGAGAAGCAAGGAAUCAAGCAUCUGGUAACUUUAUCACCAGAGAUGAGACCACCCAUCCAUACUUUUGCAGAGUUAAAAUGGACAGAAAUUCCUGUAGAGGAAUUCUGUUCACCAUCAGUCACCCAAAUUAAGGAAUUUAUAGACAUUUGUCAGAAGUCUAAAACAAAAAACGAGGUAACAAACCUAGGAUGUGGAAAUGGUCCCUUUGAAAAUAGAUAUAUCAAGAUAUAUGUACAAAAUUACACGAGUCACACAAUCAAAAUCACUUACAUUAAUUGAUUAACAUAAAUAA